Sphenostylis stenocarpa is the source of this 207-nucleotide messenger RNA. NCBI's taxonomy places the organism in Eukaryota, Viridiplantae, Streptophyta, Magnoliopsida, Fabales, Fabaceae. The record is from the annotation of a GenBank genome assembly.
AUGGCUCUUCAAGCGAGAUUUAUCGCCAGAAAUAUGAAUAUGGGGUGUAGGAAGAAAGUGUGGGGUGCUGGAACAAAUGAACAUUUACUACGUAUGAGUGAGGCCCUGCAAGAGAAAGGACAAAAAAUAGGCAAUAACCAAAAACAAGAAAGCCUUAAAAACUUUUUUCUUCCAUCUAUAUAUGCCUCCAAAUCCACAACCUCUUAA